AUGAACUCAUCAACCCCGACACCUUCUCCUCCACCGGAUUCUACCUCCGGCGAUACCGAACCAUUCCUCCUCCGUACUCGCCGCUCCAUCAGCCGCGCACCACCUCCACCACUCCGCACCGCCGCUCGUUUCUUCCGUCGCGCUAGCUCAGAGCGUAUGAUGCUCCGUGAACCAUCGUUGCGUGUCCGAGAGAGGGCGGCGGCGGAGGUGGAAGAGCGGCAGAGUGAGUGGGCUUACUCGAAACCGGUGGUGACAAUUGACGUGGCGUGGAACUUGUCGUUCCUCGUUGUUAGUGCUGUCGUUUUGAGUGGUAGCAGGAAUGAGGAGCCUCGUGUGCCUCUUAGGGUGUGGAUUUUGGGUUACUUGUUGCAGGGAUUGGUUCAUUCUUUGUUUGUUGUUUUGGAGUUCAGAAGAAGGGGGAGGAAUAACCAUUUUGAAGAUUCUUCUUCUUCGAGUUUCAGUUCUGAGAGUGAUUCUGAUGUUGCUUCAGAACAGUUUUCGGAGAAUCGUGAAAAUAGUAUCUUCAAGUGCAUAGAGUCAGUAAAUACCGUUCUAUCAUUCGUAUGGUGGAUUCUUGGAUUCUACUGGGUAACUGCUGGUGGUCAGAGUUUGACAAGUGAUUCACCUCAACUUUAUUGGCUCUGUAUCACAUUUCUUGCUUUCGAUGUUGUGAUUGUUGUGAUCUGUGUUACUGCUGCGUGUCUCAUUGGAAUCGCUGUUUGCUGUUUUCUUCCAUGCAUACUUGCUAUUUUGUAUGCCGUGACUGAUCAGGAAGGGGCAACCAAGGAAGAGAUUGACCUGUUGCCAAAAUAUAAGUUCAGAAUGAUAAAGGAAUUCAAGAAAGAAGGUGAUGCCCAAGAACCAUCCAGAGGAGUGAUGACAGAAUGCGACAGCGAUUCAGCUUCUGAGCAUAUUAUUGCCCUAGAAGAUGCAGAAUGCUGUAUCUGUCUUUCGGCCUAUGAUGAUGGAGCUGAACUUAGAGAACUUCCUUGCAACCACCAUUUUCAUUGCACAUGCAUUGACAAAUGGCUGCUCAUCAAUGCGACCUGCCCUCUCUGCAAGUUUAACAUUUUGAGCACUGAUAACCUCCAAGUUUGA
This is a messenger RNA of Lathyrus sativus (Indian pea), 1098 nucleotides long. The record is from the annotation of a GenBank genome assembly. Lineage: Eukaryota; Viridiplantae; Streptophyta; Magnoliopsida; Fabales; Fabaceae.